AUGUGCAUCUCUGGUACAUUUGGUGGGCUUUUUGCAUACGCUGUACAUACCAUGGGGGCUCAACGUGGACUCGCCGUGUGGAGAUGGCUAUUCAUUGUCGAGUUAUGUGUCACGCCUUUUGUUGGUAGUAUCGAGUGGUUCUUCCUGCCAAACUCCGCUGAGAAAGCAUGGUUCUUGACCGGAGAAGAACAAGUGAUAAUGCGUCUGAAGAGACAGCGUGAUCUUGUGCAGCGAGGUUAA
Messenger RNA from Penicillium canescens, 240 nucleotides. RefSeq names its product nicotinic acid plasma membrane transporter. The record is from RefSeq and is a predicted model, not a curated record. The transcript has a single exon. Gene Ontology annotation, cellular component: membrane. Lineage: Eukaryota; Fungi; Ascomycota; Eurotiomycetes; Eurotiales; Aspergillaceae. Gene Ontology annotation, molecular function: transmembrane transporter activity. Bases 1 to 240 code for a protein of 79 amino acids.